Oenanthe melanoleuca is the source of this 1206-nucleotide messenger RNA. RefSeq names its product UDP-glucuronosyltransferase 1A8-like. NCBI's taxonomy places the organism in Eukaryota, Metazoa, Chordata, Aves, Passeriformes, Muscicapidae. Gene Ontology annotation, molecular function: UDP-glycosyltransferase activity. The record is from RefSeq and is a predicted model, not a curated record. Bases 249 to 1187 code for a protein of 312 amino acids. The transcript has a single exon.
UAUGUUAUGUUUUACUGUACUACUUGCAUCGGUUUCAUAAGGAACUCCAGUGAUUCAGCAGUGGAAGGGUCACGAAAUUUGGCUUUCCAGGUAAGGAAACCCACAAUCCAAAUCUGUGAAUCAUUAACUAGAGUGUGAUCACAUAGCACAAUGCAAUAAAUCCACCCAACAGUUGCUUUCCAAAGCACCUUCAGGCUACAACCUGCAGGAGAAAUCUCUUCCACGUCCCCUACUGUGAUCACAGCAAUAUGGCUUUGAGGCUUUGCUGUGCCUGGAUUUCCAUCCUCCUCCUGCCCAGCCUCUCGGAUGGAGGGAAGCUCCUGGUGGUGCCCAUGGUGGGAAGCCACUGGCUGAGUAUGAAGGAGGUGGUGGAGGAGCUGAGCCAGAGAGGACACGAGGUGGUGGUGCUGGUUCCCGAGGUGAGCUGGCAGAUGGAGACGACGCAGGCCUACAAGGUGGUCACGUACCCGGUGAGACAGACCCUGGAAGAGCUGGAUAAUGCUUUUCGAGAAUACGUUGUUGUACACCUGACGAAGAAGCCUUUCCCCCUCAAUGCCCUGGCAAUGUUCAAAGCCUCAAAACACCUUUUCAACAUGUUCUUUGAUCAGUGCAAGGACCUGUUCCGCAGCCCGGAGACCCUGAAGUUCCUCAAACAAAGCAGCUUUGAUGCCGUCCUGACAGAUCCGCUCUUCAUGUGUGGCACCGUUGUCGCCCACUAUCUUUCCCUUCCCUUUGUGUUCUUCAUGAGGGGAUUUGGUUGCGACCUGCACUUUUCAGCCCCACAGAGCCCGAGCCCUAUGUCCUAUGUCCCAAAAACCUUCAGCUUCAACUCGGACCGCAUGACUUUUUUCCAGCGGGUGGAAAACGCCCUGGUUUCCCUCCUGGAGCUUGACUACUGCAACAGUUACUAUGAAGAAGCACUUAAGCUUUCCUCAGAAGUUCUUCAGAAGGAUGUGUCUCUCACAGACCUCGUGAGCCCCGCUGCCAUUUGGAUCCUGAGGUUUGACUUUGUGUUCGAGUAUGUCAGGCCAGUGAUGCCCAACAUGGUCUUUAUUGGAGGGAUCAACUGUGCUAAGGGGGAACCACUGCCUCAGGUAAUGUUCCUUCACCUUCAAACUCUACAUUUCCCCAUGAAAAGUCAUUACAUUGUUGCAGAAAGUCUAUUGACGUUUAUUUUAUUUAGUUAGUUAGUUUUAAAUUUAUUUU